Molecule: messenger RNA, 4425 nt
Organism: Rhopilema esculentum
Lineage: Eukaryota; Metazoa; Cnidaria; Scyphozoa; Rhizostomeae; Rhizostomatidae
Molecular function (GO): DNA binding
Source: RefSeq, a predicted model, not a curated record
UCUCUGUUGUCACCACCACCACCCCGAGAACAAUCUACAAGGCCUAGACCAGUACAAUGGCGAAGAACUACUUGCAGCUGAAUUCGACAAAGAAGUAUUUUUGGAAGAAGUCCGCAAGUACAGAUGUUUGUGGGAUAUUGCUUCCGAAGGAUACAAAAUUAGGCCCAUGAAGCAAAACGCAUGGUCAAAAUUGGGCCAGUUAUUCAACAAGGACGUGGAAUUUCUUCAGAGGCAUCUAAAAAAUCUAAAAGACAACCUGAAAAAAUGUUUGGACAAGAGGAACCGGAUGACUAGGUCUGGUGCUGCUGCAAGUUCAUUGCCUAAAUGCAAGUACUUUGAACAAAUGAGAUUUCUGCAUGAAAAAACAGCAAACAGGCCCACAGAGAGCAACAUUAUUCAAGCUGAAACAGCUUUGCAGUCUGAAGAUGUUUUGGACGGCCCAUUAGCCUCUCAGAUAUCAGUAAGGCCAGUUGUUCUGAGUGGUACAAAAAGGAAGGCAAGUGACACACCAUCCUCUUGUGGUAGUCAAGGGUAUAAGAAUCGUCAAGAAAGAUUUGUUAAUGCAAUCCUGAAAGAAUUGGAAUCCACAAAUAAUGCAAUCAAGUCAGUUGUCACUACUGAUAAUGAGGAUGAAGUUUCUCUGUAUUGCAAAAGCAUCAUUCCAAUAAUAUCAUCUUUUUCAGUUAAAAAGAAACGAUUAGCUAUGUUCAAAGUCAGCCAACUGUUGUUUGAACUUGAGUUUGAACAUGAAUAAUAUUAUGUAAGGUUAACUUAUUAUGGUUAUGUACCAUUUAUAUUUUGAUGUCUAUACACAUUUGUAGUUCUGCUCUUACUUGCUUCAUUCUUUCAUUGUCUGUCCUGAAACCACUCAUAUGGAUUUGCAGUUCGACUAACCAAUUCAUUUUGCCAUUCAACUGCGCCCUCGUUGGUAAAGUAGUUUUUAUAUCCAUGUCUUACAGAAGCUGCAUCUUUAGAGUAGUUAUUUGAACCACUUUGAGAAAUUGGUCGAAGGCUACCAAAAUCAGCUCUGUUUUGUCUCCAUUCACAAGUCUCAAACCCUGAUGGUCCAUCAUGGUCAACAAAGUUUCUUGGGCAAUAUCGAUUGUUUGUCGAUGAAUUUUUAAACAUCAGUAGAUUGUGCAGUGCAACAAUAGCUUUUGUGAUAAGUAUUACUUUGCUUAUAUUGGCAAUGAUUGGUCUUCUCAAUACUCGAAAUCUACUGGCAGCAAUCCCGAAAGUGUUUUCAAUCACCCUCCUUGCCAUUGAUAACCGAUAAUUAAAGACACGUUAAUCAAGUGGCAAAUUAUGUGAUGGGAAGGGCUUCAUCAUAUGUGUUUUGAGUCCAAAUGCAUCGUCCGCAACAAAUACAAAUGGAAGUCGUUUUUCUGAGUUGGACAGCUUUGCAGGUCCAGGGAUUUGCAAUAGAUUAUUUUCAAUAGCAUAACCUAAAUUACUACAACUAUACACACUUCCAUCACUCUGGCGACCACUAUCUCCUAUAUCCACCAGAGUGAACUUAUAUCUUGCAUCGCAAAUUGCCAAAAGGGCAAUGCUAAAAGUUUUUUUGUAAUUAAAAAAGGAAGAUCCUGAUCUUGCUGGUGCUUGCAUGACCACAUGUUUCCCAUCAAGGGCUCCCAAGCAAUUCGGAAAAUUCCAAAAUCUUGAAAAUUCUUCGGCUAUAGAUUUCCAUUCCAGUUCUGUUGAUGGGUUUUCGAUGAAGCCUUUUGCGCUGAGUACUUUCCAUACAACUUCACAAGUCUCACCGAUUAUUCUCCCAACAACUGUGGGACUCAUACGGAAGCUUGCUGAUAUCGUUACUUGGGCAUCACCCGUCACCAGGUAUCUUAAACAAACAGACAAUCUUUCACUUGGUUGGAUAGCUUUCCUCAUUUUCGUAUCGUUUUUCUGAAGAGAAACGGGCCAAACCAAUUCAGGAGCUCUUCAAACAGUGUAGGUGUCAUUCUAAAACACCUGAAAAAAUAUUCAGCAUCGUGUAGUCUCAGUUCUUUGAUCAAAAGAUGAUACUCGCCCUUCUGCUCCCGUUCUUCAUAGAUCUUCCUUAUCCAAAACCUUUUCUUGUACUUUUGCAACCUUCUCUCACGUCUUCUUAGCAGCAAAAUUUUGAUCAAUAAUCGAGCUUUCAGUAGCAGUAGAUACCUGAGAUUAACAGCGGCCAUCUUUGAAAAGCUUUUCGCACCAAAAAACCAAAACUCGCUGGAGUUUCUGUGGAAAACAAAAACGCGUUCGAUCGAUUUUUUUCGCCGCGAAAAAUUCGCUUCGCGCGAAUAAAUUCGUAUAGUGGAAAACGGCCUUUACACGAGAUGAAUUUUUUCAUGCGAAGCGAAUUUUUCGCCGCGAUUGCGCGUAAAAUAUGCGCAGAAGUGGAGAUUGGAAAACUCGCAGCGAAUUCGCUGCGAAAAAGUAGAAACCAUUCCUACUUUUUCGCUGCGAAUUUUUUCGCCUUGUAAAAUAAACCAAUCAGAACAGCAAUUGAAGACAUCUGACACAAACGCAAAGGAAGGGCUAGGCCGAAUGGUGCUACGCAAUGUAAACAUAUAUAAAUCAAAAGUAUGCAAAACGACAGAAAACUACGCAAUGGUUCAAACAACAACAUGGUUGAAAAAUGAGUAACCUAUGACUAAGCCUAAACAAUGCUGGGAAAAUCCCGCACCUGUAACAUAAACAAUGGAACGGGACGUUUCUAGCAACAGGCGUCUUUGGUGCAAUAAACGAUAAAAGCUCCUCAUAUGUAGUUGGCGACAUUCGAAAGUAUUUAUUCCUGACAAUCUAAGCGUAAGUCACUUACCAAAAGAUGAAACUCCCCCUUCUGUAGACGUUCUGAAUAAACUUUUCGAACCAAGUACCCCUUUCUUAGCUUUUUUGCUCGCUUUUUUUAAUAACAAUAAUCUUCGAACAGACACCAUUUUCUUUUGCAUUAUUCGCGGCGAAUUCGCGAAAGAAAUUCUGCCAGCGGAAAUUAAACUUCGAAUUCGCAGCGAAUUCGCAGGCGAAAAAUUCGUGGCGAAAAAUUCGCUUCGCGCGAAAAAUUCGUCUCGUGUAAAUCAGGCUUAAUGUAUUGCUCACGAUAUUGAUUUUAUGACGACAUUAAGAUAAACAUUUUCUAAGGGAUUUUACCGUGAUUGCCGACCAUGGGUGUACUGUAAAGUUUCCCCCAGAAUGAUUUUUGCGGUCAAAUCCCUUACAGGUUUGCAAACUUCAUUUCUCUGUAAAACCUAAAAUACAAGCACAAACAAUAUGAAGGAUUGUAUCCAACCUAAAAUUAUGGCGAUAAAACCAAAUCUUAGCUUAAAAAGCCAUGAAAUGAAGUUUGGAGAAAUUUCCAAAACCAGACCGUAAGUCUAAUUAGAGUAUGGAAUGAUCAAAAUAAAAAAAAAUAGCUUCGAAAAUAAAUAUGAGACGUAAGAUAUAUAAAAGAAAUCAUGCUGGAAUGAUCAAGUUCUGUCAGGGCCUUCGAAAUUUCUUUGCAACAAAAUCUUUUGAUAUGGGAGUUCAAUUUGCACUGUUUCUGAUCUGUAGCACAUUAGGCUCAACAUUCAGAAUAUCGUCGUUAUAAAAUUUCGUCGUGGAUUAAAGAACAGCAGAGAUAACAAAAUACUAUCAGUAUUCUUAGAGGCAAAAUAACCAGGUCCUUGGAAACUUGAGCCCCACUGGGAAUUUGGCUUAACCUUGCUGACAGCAUUUUUAUACAGAACAGCAUUUUAGAGGAAUCAAAACAAAAGUGAGAUGUUUCCCAAGUUUAUAUGAAGGCAAAUCAAGUCAAGUUGCGUCCAGCUCUCAAUAUCAACGCAGUGAUUAUGCCGAUAUUCUAAAAUUACCGAACUGAAAUAUUCUCAAGAAAAACCGUUACAAGAUUAUCACAAAUUAACCAAUCAAAAUGCAAGAUCUUAUAAAAAUGGGUGUAGUGCGUUUACUCCUUACAAAUGUGACAAUAGAUGUGCGUCGAAAGAUUAAAAGGGAAAAACUUCAAUUAGUCUAGUGCGAAUACAUCUCUUAGCAGCUUAAUGAAUAAUAAACCAAAACAUGACAUCAAAAUAAUGUGCGCCUACGAAGUUCCCUGACAGUUGUUCCAUCAAAAAGUCUUCCUGUUGAGAUUAAUGGGUUGUUCCGCGGUCAUUCCCUGGUCGUUCCGCUAGUUAUCGCCUCAUUCCUUAGUCGUUCCGCUCGUUCCGCGGUCAUUCUUUAGUGGUUCCGCUAGUUCCGCGCACGUUCCGCUAGUUCCUCGUUUUAGCAACGUCGUGCUAUUUCACCUACUGAUAGAUGAUUUUACCGAUAAACUAAGGAUUUCGUAGACAAACUGAAGAUUUACCGAUAAAUUCUUGGGGGGUGAUAAGUAUUGGGGGGUGUUACAUCCCCCACACCCCCCGCUACCAACGCACCUGAGUAUAGGGAUCCUGUGCUGCAGCA